GAGCGCGACGCGUUCGAGGAUCUGCAGGUCAGUCCGCCUUGGCAGUCUGUCUUCUUUCUUUCCUUCCUCUCGACCUCUUCUGAACCACGCAGCCUGGCAAGCAACACGACAAUCGCGAGAAUCCUUCUUCUCGCCGCUGACGAGAGAAGGAAGCUGUUCUAAGAGCGGUCGGCAGUAUGGACUUCACCCCGCUCUACCCGCUCUCGUCGCCGCAUCAUCUUGCCUUCUCGCCUGGGUCGACAUUUAUUGCCUCACUCGUCUCCCAUGCUUCUCCUAAUGACCCUUCCUCAUCCUCAUCUACCGGCAGUACGCUCGUCGUGAGGGCAGCAGGUGACCUCAGCCUAGUCCGAUCAUGGCAGCUGGCGCACGGAACAGAAGGAGCGGCAUUGGCGUGGAGCCGAGAUGGAGGGUACAUCCUCCUCUCCCACCCGAAACGCGGGACGUGCGAUGUCUACGUACUUGACCCACGACGACAGCCUGCUGAGGGUGGACUGGUCAUUCAAGGCGAAGAAGGGGAGCAACAGGAGACAGGCGCCGUUGCGCACUUGAACCUCUCCUCCAGUGGCGGGUUCACGCACUGCUGCUGGGCGCCUGGUGCAGGGCUGGUGAUCCCUCCGACCAUUUUCUGCUUCACCUCUGAGGAGACGGGUGGCACAAUGAGCGCUUUUUGCCUCUCCUCGACUUCCUCAGCGGGAGAGGCAGGUCAGGCAAGCGCUGCAGUGUUCCGCGAUGUAAAGAGGUCGAGAUGCUGGCCCCAUCCAACUGAUCGUGCCCGCUUUGCUAUGUUGCAUCGUGACGCCAAAUCUGGGCAGGAGAAGGUGGGAAUAUACCGCGGGGUGCUGCUGACAGCAGGAGAGGCAGGUGGUAGUACGAACAGUGCAAAGGGAGCCUAUGCCGCAAUCCUUCAAGGCAAUGGGGGCUCGUCUACGUCCACAGCGCCUGGCGUGAGAUGGGAAUUAGAGUCUUCCUGGCCGGCUCAUACCAAUGAUGCUGCUGGCUUAUCUUGGUCGCCAGACGGGAAUCUUGUCGCGGUAUGGGAGGGCCCACUUGAAUAUCGCUGCCACAUCUACACGGCCAUUGGAUCAUGCAGAGGAACCCUGGCCAUGGGCGGAGACGCAGCAGCGGUGGGAAGCGAGGCGAGGGAGCCAGUAUUCACGCCUUGCCCUAUAGAGGAGAGGUCAGAUGGUGGCGCAAAGAAUCAUGGCGGAAACAGUGCUUCGAAUGCGUCUCCCGAUCUCAAGAGCAGCAAGCUCGGAUCCUCGACGAAAGGCAGGACUACACAAAGCACGAUGCGCAGCAGCAGCAGCAGCACCGCCGUUGGCGAACACUCGGCAGCAGCACAAGAAGACGAGGCCUCAGCUGCGGCCACAGCUGCAGGAGGCUUGGGGAUCCGCACUGUUGUGUGGCGUCCUUGCUCAGAGAUCAGCAAGCGCAAAGGUCGUGGCCUAGCCCUCGCUGUCGCCGGCUUUGACGAGCGAAUCUACGUCCUCUGCUCAGAGUCCGGAUCGGGCGACUGGCAUCUCCUUCGUCCGUCUACUCCCUCGUCAGGAUCAGCAUCAAACGCAGUCAUCGACCUCAGCCGUCGGCCCCUCAUCUCGCCCAACCGCCAGGGCCGGAUCUAUCGCGAGCCAAGAGACUGGGUCCGCCUCACCGGUGGCAGAGGCAUUGUACCUUUCCACUCUUCACUGCUUCACACCACGGGCACCGCGGGCGGGGCGAAUCCACCUACACUGAAGCCAGAUUGGGAGAAGCUGAACCUCUCUUCGCUGGCGGCUGGAGGGCAGAGCAGUGGAGCAAGGGCUGGCGUUCAAUGGAUGGAGUGGGACCCCUCCACUCGCUUCAUCGCGAUGAGGAGCGAGAGUAUGCCUUCGACCGUCCUCGUGUACGAGCAGGACGGUGAGAGUGGGGCUGUGAGCCUGCUAUCGGUGCUGCUCUUCGCAAGCAGCGUGUCGGGGGUCGCUUGGCGACCUGCUUCUGCAGUGGUUCAAAAACAGGCGCAGCUCAGCAUCGUGACAGCGGCAAGCCCGGCCAUCUAUCUUUGGACUCACGCAGGCAACAGCGUCGCCGCGGAUUCGGAUCCAAUCAUCAUGGAAGGUGUUCCAGUACCAGUCCCUUCUGCCCCGCUCGGUGUAGGAUUGGAACAGGCGCAGCAGACAUCCUUCAGGCCAAGCGGGCUGCGUUGGUCGCCUGAUGGGAGUAAGGUGGCUGUUGCUUCUGCGAGAGAGGCAACUGGUAGCGGGGAAACGGGAGCUUAUUGCGUAGCAGCACACGCCGACGAAGAGGAUGAGACAGCAGCGUGAACAGGUCUGACGACGUCGUUUCUGGCAGCACAUUCCUCGAAGC
Messenger RNA from Jaminaea rosea, 2343 nucleotides. RefSeq lists its product as hypothetical. The transcript has a single exon. The coding region runs from base 177 to 2300 and encodes 707 amino acids. Lineage: Eukaryota; Fungi; Basidiomycota; Exobasidiomycetes; Microstromatales. Gene Ontology annotation, cellular component: microtubule organizing center; MWP complex; mitotic spindle. The record is from RefSeq and is a predicted model, not a curated record. Gene Ontology annotation, biological process: mitotic sister chromatid segregation; microtubule anchoring at mitotic spindle pole body; protein localization to mitotic spindle pole body.